GUUGUUUUAGAUCUCAGACCAGCGAUCAAGCCGGAUCUCAUGCUGCAUUGAUAUGCAUCACAUGGCUCACGUAAAGUAAAGAAGGGACGAGUAAGUGCGUGCACACAUCGUCUAUCAAACUGGUGCCCGUAGUCGGGCGGACACCCCUGAAACUCUAUUGCCACUACUUUCCUUCCGAACUUCUUGACGAUCAACGUCCAGCCGACACUGACCCUGUGAUGCACAAAUGCAUCUUUGACGAAUUACCACGUCGCAUGCCAUAAGGAUAUCUGCUUGAAAAGGGCAUGAGUCUUCUUACCCAAGAGACGGGGAGCUCUUCUCGCAUCCACAGUCACGUCCCAGCGUUUUCGCUCUCAAUGCCUAGUACUUCACUGUCUGUUGCUCAUUUCGGCCACCCGCUCCUCAAAGGAGCAAAGCACUGGUCCAUUCUCGUUCCCACAGCCGAAGGACGUGCGUUUGAGUAUCAGAUCUCGGGCUCUACGAAAACAUAUGAGUUCAAGGCGGAAGAAGUCGUACUUGAAGAGCUGCAGAGCUGCAUGGGGCAGGUCACACUCGGGAGCGUCGACGCAGACAGGCAUGCGGAGAUCCUGGAGACCUUGCGGGCUGUGCCUAUCCAGAGAGGUAAUAUCAGUUGGUGCUGUCAUCAAUGGGUGCUUGAAGGAUUGGCUGCAUUGCAGGAGGGUGGGUUUGCUGUGACCGUACCGACGCACAGCGAUUUGGAAACGAUGCUCGCGCAAGCCCAAAGUCAUAUCGUUUCUCAGUGACUUGGACUUGCGCAGGAUAAGGCCUCUAAUACGU
Messenger RNA from Laetiporus sulphureus 93-53, 798 nucleotides. RefSeq lists its product as uncharacterized. NCBI's taxonomy places the organism in Eukaryota, Fungi, Basidiomycota, Agaricomycetes, Polyporales, Laetiporaceae. The transcript is spliced from 2 exons. Bases 357 to 764 code for a protein of 135 amino acids. The record is from RefSeq and is a predicted model, not a curated record.